CACCCCCCUCCCCCGCCCUCCUACCAGUGGAUCUCGUGUGCCGGUUAGCAUGCCACUCAGACGCCGAAUCUGCAGCAAAUAAAUCCAAAUUAUUAAUACACAACGCCAAAUUCCUGCAGUUGGAGCAAAGGCCUGGUUGCGCAGAAAUAUUGGCGCCGAGGAGGGAGCGGGUUGGUGGAAAGAGGGGUGCGUGGCGGUGGGAAGUGCUUUCCUAACCAAAUCCUCCAGAACAUGGCGGAGCACCACACCGCCUCCGACUGUAAGCACAAAGCGAGCUCCAACUCCGGAGGUUCGGUCUCGGGCAACGGACGGCCCAACUCCCCGGCUGGAUGCAGCGGUGGAGGCCUGUCCGGGGGACUGACGCAGCCGGCGGGAUGGCAGUCUUUGCUGUCGUUCACCAUUCUCUUUCUGGCCUGGUUGGCAGGGUUCAGCUCUCGACUUUUCGCAGUUAUUCGCUUCGAGAGCAUCAUUCACGAGUUUGACCCUUGGUUCAACUACAGAUCGACUCAUCAUCUCACCACUAACGGUUUUUAUGAGUUUCUCAACUGGUUUGACGAGAGGGCCUGGUACCCAUUGGGCAGAAUAGUGGGAGGGACGGUGUAUCCUGGUCUGAUGGUGACGGCGGGCUUGAUCCACUACAUACUGAAUCUGCUUCAUGUGACUGUGCACAUACGUGACGUUUGCGUGUUCCUGGCCCCCGUCUUCAGUGGCCUGACUGCCAUCUCCACCUUCCUGUUGACGCGGGAGCUGUGGAACCAGGGUGCCGGGCUGCUAGCAGCGUGUUUCAUCGCCAUUGUACCCGGCUACAUUUCACGCUCUGUGGCCGGCUCAUUUGACAACGAGGGCAUUGCCAUUUUUGCCUUGCAGUUUACCUACUACUUAUGGGUGAAAUCGGUGAAAACUGGCUCGGUUUUUUGGGCCAUCGGCUGCUGCCUCUCUUACUUUUACAUGGUGUCUGCAUGGGGAGGAUACGUCUUCAUCAUCAACCUGAUUCCCCUCCAUGUUUUCGUGCUGCUCCUUAUGCAGCGCUUCAGCAGGAGACUGUACAUCGCCUACAGCACCUUUUAUAUAGUGGGGUUGGUGCUGUCCAUGCAGAUCCCCUUCGUAGGGUUCCAGCCCAUCAGGACGAGCGAGCACAUGGCUGCAGCAGGUGUAUUUGCUUUACUUCAGGCUUACGCCUUUCUGCAGUAUCUGAAGGACAGACUGACCAGGCAGGAGUUCCAGACACUGUUCUUUCUGGGCGUUUCUAUGGCUGCAGGGGUGGUUUUCCUUACUGUCAUUUACCUGACUUACACAGGGUACAUUGCUCCUUGGAGUGGGCGUUUUUACUCUCUCUGGGACACAGGAUAUGCAAAGAUCCACAUCCCCAUCAUCGCAUCGGUGUCAGAGCACCAGCCCACCACCUGGGUCUCCUUCUUCUUUGACCUGCACAUCCUGGUCUGCACCUUCCCAGCAGGCCUCUGGUUCUGCAUCAAGAACAUCAAUGAUGAGCGAGUCUUUGUGGCUCUAUAUGCCAUCAGCGCAGUGUACUUUGCUGGUGUGAUGGUGCGUCUGAUGCUGACACUCACCCCAGUGGUGUGCAUGCUGUCAGCCAUCGCCUUCUCCAGUGUGUUUGAGCACUACCUGGGCGAUGAUAUGAAGCGCGAGAACCCACCGGCUGAAGACAGCAGUGAUGAGGACGACAAGAGGAAUCAGGGGAACCUCUAUGAUAAGGCCGGCAAAGUCCGAAAGCACGUGUCGGAGCAGGACCGGCCAGAAGAGGGUUUGGGCCCCAACAUCAAAAGCAUUGUUACCAUGUUAAUGCUGAUGCUCUUGAUGAUGUUUGCGGUGCACUGCACGUGGGUCACCAGCAACGCCUACUCCAGUCCCAGUGUAGUGCUGGCAUCAUACAACCAUGACGGAUCACGCAACAUUCUGGACGAUUUCCGUGAAGCGUAUUACUGGCUCAGGCAGAAUACAGAUGAACACGCUCGAGUCAUGUCCUGGUGGGACUACGGAUAUCAGAUAGCCGGCAUGGCCAACCGCACCACGCUGGUGGACAACAACACGUGGAAUAACAGCCACAUAGCACUGGUCGGUAAAGCCAUGUCCUCCAAUGAGAGUGCAGCCUAUGAGAUAAUGAAGUCCUUGGAUGUGGAUUACGUUCUGAUCAUCUUUGGGGGAGUGAUUGGAUACUCAGGCGACGACAUUAACAAGUUCCUGUGGAUGGUGCGCAUCGCUGAGGGGGAGCAUCCUAAAGAUAUCCGGGAAAGUGAUUACUUCACACCGCAGGGAGAGUUUAGAGUGGAUAAGGCCGGCUCUCCCACCCUGCUCAACUGCCUGAUGUACAAGAUGUCUUACUACCGCUUUGGGGAAAUGCAACUGGACUUCCGCACACCCCCUGGAUUUGACCGGACACGGAACGCAGAGAUCGGCAACAAGGACAUCCGUCUGAAACACUUGGAGGAGGCGUUUACCUCUGAGCACUGGCUGGUGCGCAUCUACAGGGUGAAGAAGCAAGAGAACCGACAGGCUCUGGACCACAAGCUCCGCAACAUCGCAGCCAAGCAGAAGUACACCUCAAAAAAGACAGCCAAAAGGAAGAGGGGAUACAUCAAAAACAAGUUGGCUCUGAAAAAAGGCAAGAAACUGAACAAGAAGUCUGUUUAGCUAUUGAAUGAAAACGUUGAGAAUGGAAAAAG
Messenger RNA from Rhinichthys klamathensis goyatoka, 2681 nucleotides. RefSeq names its product STT3 oligosaccharyltransferase complex catalytic subunit B (gene stt3b). NCBI's taxonomy places the organism in Eukaryota, Metazoa, Chordata, Actinopteri, Cypriniformes, Leuciscidae. The record is from RefSeq and is a predicted model, not a curated record. The transcript has 16 exons. Gene Ontology annotation, molecular function: dolichyl-diphosphooligosaccharide-protein glycotransferase activity. Gene Ontology annotation, cellular component: membrane. The coding region runs from base 232 to 2649 and encodes 805 amino acids. Gene Ontology annotation, biological process: post-translational protein modification.